AUGAGCGAACAACCAAAGAUCGUUCAUCUCACACGAGACAAUCACCCCUCAGAGAGCAGCAAUACUUUUUCAUCAUCAACAUCAACAACAUCACUGAAUGGUGAGGAUGGUGUUGUUGGAGAGCAGGUGGGAAUUAAAUCCUUUACUGGUGAAACAUUUGAUUCCUUAACUUCCCCACUCCCAAGAUCCCACUCACUCCCAUUUGGUUUAUCGGAAUCAGCAAGUGGAUUCUUUACAACAACAGAAGAUGAAGAGGGUUUUUCUAAUGAAAUUUCCAGAAUUAUUGAAAAGGAAGUCAUCAAGGAAAUUAAUGAAAAAGUUAGAAUACAUAAACAUGAAGUACAACAUGCAGUACCACUUACCCUGAUGGAUGUGAUCAAUACAAUGAAGGAAGGUGCUGAAAGUGUUCAAAGAGACGAUUUUACAGAAUGUUUCCGUCCAAAACCACCAGAACCUUGGAAUUGGAAUCUUUUCCUGUUUGUUGGUUGGUUGAUCGCAUUGAUCGGACGUUACUGUAUACUUUUACCAUUGAGAAUAUUAUUAUUCUUAUCAGGAACUAUUGCAUUCAUAUUAGUAACUUUGAUUUUAAUGGUAUUGAGAAGUAUCUUUGAAAAAAAGAAAAAUUCACAAGAAGAAACUGAACAAGAUCAACAAGAAGAAAAGAAAAUUACCACCCUUGAUUGGUUAGUAAGAAAAUCACUCCAAUAUUACAGUGCUAUUUGGAUUCACAGUAUGUCAGGAGUUAUCAAAAUUCAUGGCAUUCCUCCUGUUAGAAGAAAGAAUCAAAUUUAUGUUUCAAACCACACUUCACUUAUUGAUUUUAUUCUCUUAACUUAUUUGUGUGGUGUUGCAACUGUUGGUCAAAAGCAUGGAGGUUUUGUUGGAUUUAUGCAAGAUAGAGUUGUUUCUCCAUUGAAGAAUAUUUGGUUUGAAAGAUUUGAAUCAAGAGACAGAAAGAAAACAUCUCAAAGAAUUUAUGAUCAUAUUAAUGAUGUCAGUAAUCCACCACUUUUAAUUUUCCCAGAAGGUGUUUGUGUCAAUAAUGAAUAUAUUGUCAUGUUCAAGAAGGGUGUAUUUGAAAUUGAGGAUGUUGAAAUUUGUCCAAUCGCUAUCAAAUAUAACAAGACUUAUUCUGAUCCAUAUUGGAGCAGUCGUGACGAAUCAUUCCUUGUUCACAUUUUGCGUAUUAUGAAGAGUUGGUGUUUGGUGGCAGAUGUUUACUUUUUGGAACCACAAAAGAAGAGACAAGACGAAGAUGCCAUUCAAUUCACUGAUAGAGUCAAGAAUAUGAUUGGAAAUAAGGCUAAAUUGAUUAGUUUGGAUUGGGAUGGUUAUUUGAAAUACUAUUCUCCUUCUGUGAAAUUGACAGAAGCCAGACAAAAGGUCAAUGCUGAAGUAAUGAAGAGAAGAUUUUUAAUUGGUGUUGAAGACAUUAUCAGAAGUGCCAGUACCAAUUCACUUGAUGGAUUAAAUACUCUUCACAAUAAGAAGACUGUCAGAUUCAAGGAUUCUCCAUCAUCUCCAUCUGAUGAAAAUUCUCCACCUUCCGACAAGCCUCAAAAUAAUAAGGAACAUAAAGAAUAAAUUAUUUCAUACUUUUCAAUUUC
Molecule: messenger RNA, 1607 nt
Organism: Naegleria gruberi
Lineage: Eukaryota; Heterolobosea; Eutetramitea; Acrasida; Naegleriidae
Exons: 1
Coding region: 1-1584 (527 amino acids)
Biological process (GO): triglyceride biosynthetic process
Cellular component (GO): endoplasmic reticulum
Molecular function (GO): glycerol-3-phosphate O-acyltransferase activity
Source: RefSeq, a predicted model, not a curated record